Liolophura sinensis is the source of this 3626-nucleotide messenger RNA. RefSeq lists its product as uncharacterized. NCBI's taxonomy places the organism in Eukaryota, Metazoa, Mollusca, Polyplacophora, Chitonida, Chitonidae. The transcript is spliced from 13 exons. The record is from RefSeq and is a predicted model, not a curated record. The coding region runs from base 63 to 2639 and encodes 858 amino acids.
GGUGAUAAGACGCACCUGACAAGCAUCCCUUCUACCUGGAAAGUUUACAGACAGGUGGCAUCAUGUUUCACCUACAAUAUUCCCAAGAACGUGACUUUCUCACCUGGGAUGAACUGGGAUGUCUGAGUCGAAGCCUUGGGUUCCAGGUGGAUCUCUUCCGAUGUAAUGUCACUGAUGAAAUCAACUAUGACGAUAGAGGUCUCCAUAUUCAGGAAGUGUACCGCGUGCUGGAGUACAAGCUUUUGCACAAAUCCCUCCACCUUACCUUCAACAUUCACACGGAUACCUGGAAUGUGGCCGCCCUGAAGAAAGCCGUCAGUUUGGUGGAGCACAAGGCCUUCACGUUUGAACAGUUGCACUGCAUCCGUGUGGCUUACCAGCUGUACGAACACCAAGACAGCAAGGGGAUGUUACUUCAGCAGCGAGUCAUACUCAGGACCCUUAAGAUGUGUGGCCGGACAAUAGCUCCAUUAAAACUGAUGCACCGUCUCAAACAUAUGAAGGGCUAUUUCGUGGAAGGCGGUAGAAUACAACUUGAUGAAUUCCUCGACUUAAUUCUCUGGUGUGACAUAUACGAGGGGUUUCAAUCAGACGAGCUCAUCUACAGUCGUGGGAUGGAUAAUGAUUUGUUCAAGCUGGUUGCCUUUGACCGCAUGUUAACUCAUCAUGACCAGAGACUAUCUGAACGACUCAACUCGGAAUACAUGGCAGACGAGUGGGACUUUGGGCAGGAAUCUCUGGGAAGUAAACGAAUGUUUAAGGAACCACCAGUCAAUGAUCAAAUUAGAGUCCAGCAGGUUCAGAAACAAAGAGCAGCUUUCCAUCCACUGAGGACAGAGGUGGAUCGUUCUCAACACAGGGUUUACCGGUCUCGCGUUGGCUUCGUUAGACCGCGUCCUCUGACGGCUCCAGAUCUCACUCGCUAUGGGCAGACAACUGCGUCUUCUAACAAAUCUGCCGAUGGCACAGUGGCCUUAAGUGCCUACGAAAUCAUGCAAAAACUGCGUAGAAAGCCCCCUUCAUCAGCCGAUGCCUCUAAACUACGCCAUACCGAACCAUUUCAACCAAUCGCCACCGAGAGAAAACAUAUACCCUCUGUUGUCACAGCUGAUGAUGUCACAGACGCGGCAAACAAACUUCAUGACGUCAUGUUUCAAAUGGAAACACUGGAAGUCAGAUACGAAUAUGAAAUGAAAAGAGACCUGGGCUUCCUGUUACCUCAUUACACGGGGGGUCCCCGCCGUGUGCACGGACCGGAUUCGGAAAUUGCAAAGAAUAAUCCAAAUCUAAUUAAAAAGAAAUCUUCAAAAAUAUCUCUCGAAGGUCGAAUUGAUCAAUUAGUGCAUCCUCGUUCCCAUGCGUCUGUGAGUCACUCCAGGACGUGUGACGCCAGGCACCGGGGCUGGCAUGCUGCAAAUACCAACGAAGGGCGCCAUUACAUACUGAGUUCACCUACACAUCACAGAUCCCCACAGGCUCAUCUUCAUCAACGUCUCUUUGAAAAGUCUUCCAAGGAAAUUCGACAUCUACACGGAAGCUACUUGUACCGCCAUACUCCUUCACAACAGGAUGGUAUUGGGAAAGCACGGCGACCAUCCACUGCCCCGAGCACAACCAAUGGAGGCCAUUCUAUGGAUGGGUCACAAAGCGACUCUGAAGAGACCAAGUGUAUGGGUGACGACAUGUACAGCGUUCAGGCAGAGGGUACCAUCAGAGGAUUAUCGGAAGCCCAACCCCUGAUUCGUGAACCGACAAUACCUAAAUGUACGAAAGUUGAACCAGAGAAAUGCAACAUUCCCUCUAACGACACAUUGACAAAGGACGAGCCGUCACGUGAUUGUCCUGACCCACUGGACCAUGCGAGCUCCGAUGAGAGAAUCCCCGCGCACGGUGUGGAGGACGAAAAAGAAGAUGGCCGCCAAGAUGUAAAUUUUUUGCCGCCACCUUCAGCUGACGCUGUUACAAGACAGGACGAACUAACUACCGCUGAAACCUCGACUUCUAAAGACAUUUCCAAAGAAAAGAGCUGCUUAUCGCCUCCACCACUGCCAGUUCCGUACAUGAAGCAUUCCAAACCGGCCGUUGUGGAGGUUGGACAAAUUGGUAAAAUAUCGCUCCUAGAAAACAUUGCUGAGUCUCGUUUCUACGAGUCUGUUGCGGAAAGCUCUGGUAUCAAAAAAAGCAAAAUCACCAACGGCUCGUUAGAACCGUCUGCAAAGGAAUCGAGAGGUGAUCACAGCGUGGAUAAUGGAAUUGUAGAGUGUGACUUGAAGACAGUUUUGACAGAGACUGCAACAUCUGAACAAGAAUCGUCCCACAUAACCCAGAUCGAUGCUGAAGCGGAAGAAGAGCAAAAACUCAGAGCUAUUGCCAUGCUGCGCAUUUACACCCACAGACUCGCCACACCUCGAAGAGGAAGCAAACGCUGGAAACAGAGUAGUCGUAGUGUUGCUGGUGAACGAAGAUCUGUAUCAGCGAGGUGUUCCCGGCCCUCGGGGGCUAACCGCUGUGGAAGAGUUUGGGAGGAAGAUGGGUACCGACGUGUCACCAAGUCUGCACAUGAUAAAACAAGGAAAAUGAUCAAUGUGUUAACAUCCAAGUCUUUUAUAAUCUCACAGAAAACUGGACCGACCAUAUAGCUGUGUAUUUCAUAAUCACACAAGUCUUUCUUUAUUUACCCUGUUUUAAUGGUCUAGGCGUUUAUGAUUUAAUUAUGUUCCAGAAGCCCACUGUGACCUUCGAUAAGAAAUGCUUUUCUCUUCAUUUCUUAACGGUCAUUUCUUGCAGAAUUGCAUCGUUAGAAUGAGUACUUUUAUUGGAAACCUAUAUGUAAUGAAGUUUGUUCUGACAGAAUGCACUGUAUCACAUGUUUGUGUGUUUCAAGAGAACAACAAACCUAUAUAAGAACAUCGUCUUACUUAAUUAGCAUUUAAUUAUUACUUUCUCAAAACCUUAGUUCAGUUCCUUUUACAUGAUGUGUAUCAUUUUCCCCGGGCCCUGCCCGGUUUCCUUCCACUAUAAUGCCGGCCGACGUCGGAUAAGUGAAAUAUUCUUGAGUACGGCGGACUUGUCUAUUACUCGUGUAUGUGGGAAACCAGGAGUAAUCAAAUGCGGCUGUGUAACAGCCGUCUCUAGAGAAACUCUAACAGAUCUCUAUUGAUCAGCAAACUGCUAGAAACUAUAUGUCAGAGAACUGAACGGAAUCUCUGAAUCCUGUUAUGAUCUUGUCGAUUUGUAUAAUCCGGGCAGUGUGAUAACACUCAUCGAUUGAACUCAAGAUCAUUCGGUAGCUGGAGGCAUCGCUAUAUGUGGGUUAUAUCCUCUGGGUAUUCAAACUUUUUAGAAGCAAUGUCCAUACAGAAUUUCAACUGGAAACUUGAAUUUAUUCUUAUAUGAUACACAACUUCAGUGUUCAACAUGUAAACAUUACUAUGGACCCCUGGUUUAGAUGAUACAUUAAAAAGCUCUAAACAGUUUUAGUUUAUGAGUUAUGAGCAAAGAGUUCAAUUCUGUAAAUCCUAUUGUGUUUUAGUUCGUAGCCUCAAGUCUCCUAUGAAAUGCUCAUAGCCAGUGUUCAGAAUUCAAUCCCAAACUGAAUGGUUGUCACUUGUACACUGAGCCUAAUC